Carcharodon carcharias (great white shark) is the source of this 2994-nucleotide messenger RNA. RefSeq names its product NACHT, LRR and PYD domains-containing protein 3-like. Lineage: Eukaryota; Metazoa; Chordata; Chondrichthyes; Lamniformes; Lamnidae. Gene Ontology annotation, molecular function: protein binding. Gene Ontology annotation, cellular component: cytoplasm. The record is from RefSeq and is a predicted model, not a curated record. The coding region runs from base 64 to 2994 and encodes 976 amino acids. The transcript is spliced from 11 exons.
UGCGUCCGGUUUGGGAGCAAAGGAAAACGAAACUGCAACGCGGAGGAGGACGGAGCCAGUGAGAUGGAACAUCCUAAUCUGGGAACAUCUGUCAGUACCAUGGCUGAAGGUCCAAACGAGACAGAAUAUCAAACAACUACAAAAGGAAUGAGAAUGGCCACAGAUCCAAACUCCAGAAUCACUGAGUUCUUGACAAAGUGGGAUGAUUUCCAGCUGUUCCAGUUGACAAAAUUUUACUGGGACAGAAUAGAACAGGCGAUUGAAGAAGGGGUGGAUGGAGUCAGCUCAUUGUUAACAUACGAGCAGAUUUUCAAUGGACAAGAACAUCGGAAAGUCACCGAGCUCACGGAUAAGGGAAACCGGGCGGAGAGUUCCAAGCUGCUCCUAAGUCUGGUGAUGGAGAAAGGCUCUCGGGCCCGAAGGGUGAUGUGGGAAUCCUUUGUGAAAGUGCAUCAUGGGGUCCCAAAGUUGGAUAAGAUAAUAAAAGAAAUACAGGAACUUGGUUCUGAUCCAUUUGAUUACAUGAACAUUGGAAGGGGCUUAUCUGAUGUACCCAGUCACCUGAAAGGUGUUCAACAGAAACACAAGGAGAUCCUCCGGGUUCAAACUGAAACAUUGAGAGUGAACACUAUCCUAAUAAAAGAAAAGGUUAAGAUUUUCCAGCUGAUUGAUCGAUACGCUGAGCUAACGAUCAUUUCCAAUGUUCGAGAUCGGACACUUGUCGAACAUGAACUGCUGGCAAGAGGCCGGGACCAUGAAGAGCGGAGAAAGAAACAUCUCUGGAGAGAACUGGAAAAAAUCCGAACUGAUCAAUUGUUCCAGAGCAGUUUUUCCCUGAGAAAAUCCGAAUCUGGGAAUUCUGCAGUAGUGAGUGGAGUCUCAGGGAUCGGAAAAACAACAAUGGUACAAAAGAUUGUUUAUGACUGGGCCACUGGGAAAAUAUUUCCACACUUUCAAUUUGUUUUCAGUUUUAAAUUCCGGGAUUUGAACAAUAUUAACUGCAGAAUAAACCUAAGGAAUUUGAUACUGGAUCAGUAUCCUUACUUUUGGAAUGUUCUGGGAGAGCUCUGGAAGAACCCAGAGGGAUUGCUGUUUAUAUUCGAUGGUUUGGAUGAAUUCAAGGACAGGAUUGAUUUUGCUGACAAUCAGAGAAAUACAAAACCUCAGUUCAUGUGCACAGAUCCUGAAUGUUCGUGUGAAGUGUCUGACAUUGUGUACAGCUUAAUACAGCACAAGCUGCUCCCAGGAUGCUCAGUGCUAGUGACCAGCCGCCCCACUGCAUUACAUCUAUUGGAAAAGGCUGAGAUUAGUUUCUGGGCUGAAAUCCUGGGAUUUGUUGGUGAUGAAUGGAAGGAAUAUUUCAACAAGUUUUUUGAAGAUCAGGAGGUGGCAGCAGCUGUUUUCAAACACGUGGAGGAGAACGAGAUCCUGUACACCAUGUGCUACAACCCUUCCUACUGCUGGAUCCUUGGUCUGUCACUGGGCUCAUUCUUUACACAAAGUGAUAGGAAACACCAAGUUCCCAAGACCAUCACCCAACUAUAUUCCUACUAUAUAUACAACAUUCUAAAAAACCAUGGCCGAGAGAUUGAAAGCCCCCGUGAUGUGUUCCUGAAGCUUGGUGAGAUGGCCUUCACAGGAGUCUCUGAGAAGACGAUUGUGUUUAGAAAUGGAGAUUUGAUCAAGUACAAUCUGCAACCUUCCCAGUUCCUGUCUGGGUUCCUGAUGGAACUUUUGGAGAGAGAUGAUUCCAUCCAGAGUGUGGUUUACACAUUCCCACACCUCACCAUCCAAGAGUUUAUAGCUGCACUCGCACAAUUCCUGACUUCAGACCCCAAGGACAUCCAGAAAUUCCUCAGCAAAGCGGACAGUGAAAAAGAUGGGAGAUUUGAGAUAUUUCUCCGUUUUCUUGUUGGUCUCUCCUCCCCACAGUCAGCUCAGCCCCUGGAGGAGUUUCUGAGUCCAUUUCUUCAUCAAACAACCUGUCGAGUGAUUGACUGGGUGAAGGAGAAGGUUAAAGGUCAGAUUGGAAACACAGUGACUGAAAUUGGUAAAAGGAACCUCCCGAACACAUUCCACUACCUAUUUGAGUCUCAGAAUAAAACACUGGCUCAGGCCACAGUGGGAUCUGUGGAAACACUUGAAUUUAGAGGAUUGCAACUGACCCCGAUUGACUGUACAGUCCUGUCUCAUGUCCUUGGACUCUGUGAUACAGUAAAAGAGCUCCGUCUAUACUAUUGUGACUUUGAGUGUGAAGGAUUCCAGUGGCUGGGAAACGUUCUGCACAAAUGCCAGAAGUUGAGAGUGGGUGAAAAUAAUCUGGGAGAUUCAAGAGUGAAAAUACUGUCUGCGGCCCUGAGGAAUCCAAGCUGUAAAAUUCAGGAACUGGAACUGUGUAACAAUGCUCUCACAGAUUCUUGUGCUAAGGAUCUUGCCUCCGCUCUCAGUACAAACCAGUCACUGACGAACCUGGACCUAAGUAAUAAUAAACUGAAAGAUUCUGAAAUGAAAUUACUGUCUACAGCUCUGAGGAAACCGGAUAGCAAAAUACAGAAACUGAACCUGUCUCAUAACCAUCUCACAGGUUCUUGUGCCAAGGAUCUCGCCUCUGUUCUCAGGACAAACCAGUCACUGACGGAUCUGAACCUUGGUUAUAAUAAACUGGGAGAUUCAGAGGUGAAUCUGUUGUCUGAGGCUCUGAGGGAUCCGGACUGUAAAAUACAGAAACUGUGUCUGAUGUUUAACAAUCUCACAGAUUCUUGUGCCGAGGUUCUUGCCUCUGUUAUCGGUACAAACCAGUCACUGAUAGAUCUGGACCUGGGUGUUAAUAAACUGGGAGACUCAGGAGCGAAACUACUGUCUUUGGCUCUGCAGAACUUGGACUGUAAAUUACAGAGGCUGAGGUGCACGAUCGAGGAGCCUGGGAGCGGGUGUGAAAUGCGCUUCUGCCCGAUCAGCCCCGCGACCAUGAUCUUACGCUGCUUGGCCAAUUGA